Messenger RNA from Petromyzon marinus (sea lamprey), 1713 nucleotides. RefSeq names its product RAN, member RAS oncogene family (gene RAN). Gene Ontology annotation, biological process: ribosomal subunit export from nucleus; protein import into nucleus. Gene Ontology annotation, cellular component: nucleus; cytoplasm. Gene Ontology annotation, molecular function: GTPase activity; GTP binding. NCBI's taxonomy places the organism in Eukaryota, Metazoa, Chordata, Hyperoartia, Petromyzontiformes, Petromyzontidae. The record is from RefSeq and is a predicted model, not a curated record.
CGCUCCGCGUGACGUCACUACCGGGAUAUCCGAAAGCGCGCCGCUUCACCCGCCGCCAUUUCUGCUGCCCCCCUCUGCUGUGUUCUCUUCCAGCCAGGUAGGCUGCCGCCAUCCGUCGUCAUCCUUGCCGCGGGGACCCUUGGUGAUAUUAAGUAUGGCUGCACACGAGGAACCCCAAGUACAGUUCAAGUUGGUGCUGGUAGGAGAUGGAGGCACCGGCAAGACCACAUUUGUGAAACGCCACCUCACGGGAGAGUUUGAGAAGAAGUAUGUUGCUACACUGGGCGUGGAGGUGCAUCCCCUGGUGUUUCAUACCAACCGUGGCGCUAUCAAAUUCAACGUGUGGGACACAGCCGGCCAAGAGAAGUUUGGUGGCCUGCGUGACGGUUACUACAUCCAGGGUCAGUGCGCCAUCAUCAUGUUCGACGUGACGUCACGUGUGACGUACAAGAACGUGCCGAACUGGCACCGUGACUUGGUGCGGGUUUGUGAGAAUAUCCCCAUCGUCCUGUGCGGCAACAAGGUGGACAUCAAGGACCGUAAAGUAAAGGCCAAGGCCAUUGUCUUCCACCGCAAGAAAAACCUACAGUAUUAUGACAUCUCGGCCAAGAGCAACUACAACUUUGAGAAGCCGUUCCUGUGGCUGGCACGCAAGCUUAUCGGAGACCCCAACCUGGAGUUUGUGGCCAUGCCUGCGCUGGCCCCACCGGAGGUGCAGAUGGACCCCCAGCUGGUGGCACAGUACGAGGAAGACCUCAAGGUUGCCCAGGCGACCGCUUUGCCCGACGAAGAAGAUGACCUGUGACCUCCGUGUGCAUCACCACCGGCAAGCUCGUCUCGCGCGUGCGGUCUAGUUCUAUAGGCGGCAGCAUCCCGGCCUCUCCUCCACUGCAGCUGGUUCAUGCCCACCACACGACACGGCGUCUAUCCCAUGAGCGUUGAAACUCCCCUUCCUUACAAAAGCAACGAACUAUAGUUUCAGCUUUCAGAAUGCAUGAAACAUGCUCCCCGCCAACAGGCGUGGUAUUUGCUUAAUAAUUUUAACAUAUUUGCAAGGUUCGGGUAUUUAAAAUCUGUUGGAAACAUGACUAGCAACAGCCCUGAGUAAACGCGGAAGCUGUAGUACUUGUAGAGCAUUGCGAAUUAUCGAUUAUCCACUGUAACAAUUUGCUCAAUGUGAGAUUAUUUUAUGUUGUAGACGGAUUCUGGAUAAGUGUUGUAUGCGUCAUGUGGUUCAUUUCUCAAGUUAUUAAACUCUUACCUUUAACAGUCCAACAUUUUUUGUUUGUCUAGGCAAGGUGCAAAAAUGCCUUAAAUGUAUGGGGGGGAAAGUUCAAUGUUUAAAUUCCAAACGAAGAGGUAAUUUUCUGCCCUGGGCUAUAUAUCCUGAGUGGAUUGUGGCAAUAAUAUUAAACUUGCUUCCUGAAAGACUUGUUUAAAUAGUAGACUGAAAAAGUUAAUACAUUUAGUUGCCACAAAGUGCCAUUUACACGGUUUGUGUAAAGCUCUUGGAAUUGCACCUCGGUUAAUCCGGGUGACUGUUUUAAAGCAAGCCUGUGUUAUCUGUUGGACUGAGCAGCAUAUAUGGCCCAAAUUUGGUAAAACUGGUCAUUGGAACAUGCACCUCAUAGCCAGUUUGUUUUUGUUAUAUUUGUUUGGGAGUGUUUUGUAUCAACUUGGUUUGCUCUGCGAAUAAAAAUGCUGUGGAAUAAA